This is a messenger RNA of Mus musculus (house mouse), 3216 nucleotides long. RefSeq names its product myelin protein zero-like 2 (gene Mpzl2). The coding region runs from base 394 to 1041 and encodes 215 amino acids. Gene Ontology annotation, cellular component: membrane. The transcript is spliced from 6 exons. The record is from RefSeq and is marked validated. Lineage: Eukaryota; Metazoa; Chordata; Mammalia; Rodentia; Muridae.
AGUCUGGGACAUUUCAAACUGGCACCACCUCCUCUGGCUGCUUGUGAGGCCAUCCGGAGGCCAGGGCUCGGUCAGAUGAACGGAAAAGUAAAGAGAGGACCGCAGAGUCUGAGACCUUUGCGCAGAGGGCUGGAGUGUGGAGAGGGGCGGGAGGGAGAAUCAGGAGGAGGGCGCUGGGUGCGGAGGCCCCACCUUUCAUUCCAGAGCUGUACCGGCCGGGGCGGGAUGAGUCACGACUGGUUGGCUCCGCUGUGCGCCUUCCCAUAGGUGAGGGACUCGGACCUCUCCGUGGGUAAACUGUGCCGCCUGCUCGUCCUAGCCUUGGCCUUGGUUGGGUGCUGGAGUCCUGGGUCUGCCGGGUUUGGCCUCUGGGGCCACGACUGGCUUUCCCUGAUGUAUGGCAAGAGCCCCGCGCUUGUGCUUCCACUUCUCCUGAGUUUACAGCUCACAGCCCUUUGUCCUACAGAAGCUGUGGAAAUUUACACCUCCGGGGCCCUGGAGGCAGUCAACGGGACAGAUGUUCGGUUAAAAUGCACUUUCUCCAGCUUUGCCCCUGUGGGAGAUGCGCUAACUGUGACGUGGAAUUUCCGACCUCGAGAUGGGGGUCGUGAGCAGUUUGUAUUCUACUACCACAUGGACCCCUUCAGGCCCAUGAGCGGACGGUUCAAAGACCGGGUGGUCUGGGACGGAAACCCCGAGCGAUAUGACGUCUCCAUCUUGCUCUGGAAGCUGCAGUUUGACGACAAUGGGACAUACACCUGCCAGGUGAAGAAUCCACCUGAUGUUGAUGGUCUGGUUGGGACGAUCCGGCUCAGCGUUGUGCACACUGUGCCCUUCUCUGAGAUCUACUUCCUGGCCGUGGCCAUUGGCUCUGCGUGCGCACUGAUGAUCAUCGUAGUGAUCGUGGUAGUCCUCUUCCAGCACUUCCGGAAAAAGCGAUGGGCGGACAGUGCUGAUAAAGCCGAGGGGACAAAAUCAAAAGAAGAGGAAAAACUCAACCAAGGAAACAAGGUCUCUGUUUUUGUGGAAGAUACAGACUAACACUUCGAGAAGCUGAGGAUUUUUGAGGACACCAUCAGCACCCCUUGAAAUCAAUAGAAAUGUUUCCAGCGAUGACCUGUCUGUCGUCCUACAGGUUCUGCAGCACAAACCUGCCCAGAUGAGCAACGCCCCUGCCUGGCAGCUUUGGGUUCUGCCUGAGCUACUAGACUCAGACUUACCUUCGUUGCUACGGUUCUAUCUAAUUCCAGAGUGCAAUUGUGUGUUAGCUUUUGCAAACCAAGAGGUUACAUAUUUGUCCUUCCACAUUCCUAUGGUGUGUGACUCCCAUAUUUCUGUGCAUCAGAGGGGUAAGAAGCCAACUAGCUUGUCUGCCAGAACAUACCUUCUCAUAUUUUAGUUUCUUUAGAACAGCACACAGGUGUGCUCAGGGGUCUGAAGAGAUAGCUCAUCUAUCCUCUUGCAGAAGAUCCCAGUUCAGUUCCCAGCAUCCAUUUGGUGGCUCACAACCAUCAGUACCCAGUUUUAGGGGAGGUGACACUCUCUUCUGGUGUCUGCAGGCACUGAAUGCAUGUGAUACAUGCAGGCAGAUACCCCCCCCCCAAGAUAAAAAUAAAUUAAGUCAUAAAAAGAUGAGCUAACCAUUCCAGCCACUUUUGAUUAAUACCAAAAUCCAAAGUCACACAGGAAGUCUGAUUUUCAUGGCUAUCUUUAAAUGGAAACAUCUUGUUUUACUGAUUUUUUUUCAGUAUCCUAGGUUUAUUGUUUUGUCAAUUAUUCCAAGGUUUAUAGAUGACAGCGCAAAUCUAAGCACAAUAAUGACAAAAGGUCACAAGAACACCAGGACACCAGCAAGUGCUACCAGGAUGAAUCUCUCAGCAUCACUUUUGUAUUUAUUUAUUUAUUUUUAGUCAGGUUCUCACUAUGUAGUGCUGGCUGCUCUAGAGCUGACUAUGCAGUGUUGGCCUGAAACCUAGAGACACCCCCUGCCUCAGCUCUCAAGUGCUUCACUCAAGGGUGUACCCCCACAUCUAGCCCGACUGUAGGUUUGUAAUGAGCACAGACAGCGUGCUUGCUGUGUGCUCCCUUUUACCCCCAGCUCAACAUUCUCUUCAUUUGCAGACUGGAGCCCUUAAGCAAUUUAUUAGAAGACUUCGUGAUACACGAUAACUUUAAAAGAAAAUAGACUUGUGAAGAAGGCCAACUCAAAGCAAAUGACCAUUUUUUUUUUCAGUCUUAUGUGUGAGAACUGGAAGAGAUUAUUUAAAAUACUUUUGGUUUUAAUUCACCUUACUUUAAGGAGAAUUUGCCAUGGGCCAAAGACUACCUAAAUGGAAAUAACCAAUUUUAUUUUUCCCUUUAUUUGAGUAUAAAGCAAACUUUUCAAGUGGCCUAUGGAAAGAAGAGGGAUGGCUUUCUUCUUUGUGUCUGGUUACAUGGUCUGUGCACACUAGCAUUGUUUGGAGAACAGAGACCAUCUAAAAGUUCAGGUCCAGGGUGAAUCUUUGCGAUGUGAUGGUUUAGUCUUCACUGACUGGGCCACACAGACUAUUUCUUUUUAACAAACUGGAAUUUCCAAAAGAUUCUAUUUCUACAUAUUGGAUCUUGUAAUUUUACCCAGUCUUUACAAACAAAUUGGCAUAAUUUAAAUAUAAAUUUUGGUCUUGAAAUUCAUUCUAUACAUCUUGUUCCACUUUUUAAAAUGCCUAAAAAAGGUUUUGUUUUUAUUUCUCUCCCUCCCCCCCCCUUAAAAAUUAAGACAGGGUCUCACUACUAUAUAGUUCUGUCUAUCCUAGAACUUGCUCUGUAGACCAGGCUGUCCUUGAACUCAGAGAUCCUACUGCCUCUGCCUCCCUAGUGCUAGGAAUAAGGGCAUGUUCCACCAUACCCUGGUCUAAAAUUUUGAUACCUAGUUUUGAAGCUACAAGUUAGAGCUAUAUUUUCUCUUGUGAAUAUAACAACUGGAUAUUUCUUUAAACAGAUGGCCUGUGUAUAUUUCAUAUUUGUAAUGAAGUAGUUAAAAACUCACAGAGAAUGUCUCCAGGGAACUUGCAGCUUGUGUCUUGUUUGAAUACUCAUGGGAUAUCAGGUUCUUGUUCAGUGUCUCCUUCCUAAGAGUACUUUUGUACUGUAACUUAUUUUUUAUUAUGCAUGAAUCACUGUGUAAAUAAACCCUUAGUAAUAAAGAACUAUGAUUUUUAUUAUUUGCUUACAAAC